GUGAACCAUUGCACCAUGAACUGCUGCGCGAUAGGUUACAUUCUGAUGGUUAUACCCAUCAUUCUGCUUCUUCUAAUGGAUUACUGCGAUUCCAAGCCCUGGUGGUCGGCAAACGAAGGUGGCUACGAUGCCAGUCUGGAUCCCGUGGCCUGGUCGCGACCCUUUGCCCCGGAUCAAAUUAGGAAAACCCGCUAUAAUGUCAUUCCGGAGCCCAGGAGCAGACAUCGCCACCGUCAAUCCUCAAAGCUGUGGUACCAAAAACCUGAGACCUCGUAUCCCAAACACAUUGUCAAUGCAAAAUACUACAAGAGAUUCCUGAGAAGACGCCAAAAACUGGCGACACGUGAGAGAUACCCGCGCUGGAGGCAAUAGACCCAUAUAUUAUAUAGAUACCCCAUAGGUGCUAAGCAAAAUCUUUAUACCUAGUAAUUAGCAUAAUAAA
Messenger RNA from Drosophila biarmipes, 442 nucleotides. RefSeq lists its product as uncharacterized. NCBI's taxonomy places the organism in Eukaryota, Metazoa, Arthropoda, Insecta, Diptera, Drosophilidae. Bases 16 to 372 code for a protein of 118 amino acids. The transcript has a single exon. The record is from RefSeq and is a predicted model, not a curated record.